AGUCACGGCUAUGCCUUAGUAUAGCUAACAGGCGUCUGGCCCCUUGGCACCGCAUCGCUCUGUCUAGGAACGCAGCAUCGCAGCUGGUAUAUCUGAGCUGUAUCGCUAAGUACCUGUUUGCAUGGAUAUUCAUUUCGGUGUGACGAAUUGUAGCCCUUCCUUCCUAGAUGACCUUUGCCACGAAAUAAACGGAGGAAAGAUGAUUUGCGGUAUAGCUUGUGCCUGUUUUUAUUUGCCAAAAUAAACUAAAAGGAAAGGACCGAUGUGAUUGUGGCCGCCUCCCUCCUUUUCUCCCAUUUCAACCGAUUAUCACUUAUCUUGUUAAGUUAUCAGUAUGAUAGAGCGUAGCAGCAUGCAGUGUGGGUCACUAUAAAUGGUAUGCGGUGCGUAAUUACGAAAUCUGCGCGUUCGGACUGGAGACAGGCAGCAUGGCAACGUGUUGGAUGGGGGAACAGCCGUGGAAGAGAAGGCGUUGAGUGACGCAGCGUCACGACGGGAAUGUUGGGCGAAGACUUUCCAUUACCCGUCUAACAUUUAUUUUGUCCCCUCCUCAAACCUGCCGAACUGCAUUGGGUCUAGCUCCCUCCCAUCCAGCCACCGUUGUCCAAACUUGGGGAUUCGCUCGUCGAGGUGCGAUGUUCUACACAAACUUCAUGGUUUGUUUCCUGGAGUAAGCUUUCGGGUUUUGUUCGCCUUUCUUUAUUCGGUAAGCGCAAGUCGCGUAAAAAGAUUGGAAACUGUGCAGACAGGUAUUUGUCUUUGCCCAGUUACACGUACAAUUUAAAAUACAAAAUAAUAAAUAUGUGCACUUGUAUCAUCAUGCACAUCAUGGGAUCAUCAUGAAUGUAUAUAAAUCUUGUCCAGGUCUGAUGCAGUAUAAAGUCGUCUUCCCAGCAGUUUUUUUUUUCUUAAUUUCACAGAUCGUGUUGGCGGCUCUUUGUCCUUUUGCGUGUUUAGCUGCGUGACUCACAGAAGUCGUUGGAUGGCGUAAUUCAGCAGCCGUGGCAACGGCCUCUAGCUCCUGACAGCCAAUGGCGACAGGGGGAUGCCCGCGCGGCAGGAGCGGGCGAAAGUUUAACGGCAGUUCAUUAAAGUCUCAUGAUUGCGUACCUCAUCUGUCGCACCUGAUUACCUGACGGCAGCCACGUCAGAUGUGUGUGUGAGAGAGAAGGAGGGAGGGAGAAGUCAAGAGAACUCAUAUAUACAAGCAAGUUAAAUUGUUACAUAAAAUGUACUUGCAGGUGUCACUUUGAUGUCACGGUGGAAGCUCUAAAGCAGCGCGACAGGUGUGUGUGUGUUGAUGUGUUAGGAACAGGAGGUCAUGGCUCGGGGUUUUAGGAUGAAACGCGCUUCAAGUCGAUAGAUACACCAAGUGGAAACGAACUUUACUGCCUAUUUCCGUUACGUACACACUGCUUGUGGACGAUGCACAUGCGUUCAUCGAUGAUCACGCUACCCGUGCAGUGCUUGGUUUGCACUGUGUGUGUGAGAGAGAGAGAGAAUGGUUGAGUUUAAUGAUUAAUUUACAGCUAUCGGGGGGAGGGGCGCUGCUACGGCCAUGCCAGUCUAGCGGUCUAAUAACAUAGUAGUUUGUGGAGUAACAUGGUCGAAGCUUGCAGUGAUCACACUCGUCUUUUGGGCCGACUGGGUUCUGAUAAAUGAUGUUCCACCUCAUGAACAUUUGUCUUGAAGACAGAUGCACAUACGCGCCGGUCAGAGUGAAAAUAGUCGCCCUUAGUUGGUUUUGGCUGAUUUUAGAAAAUGUUUGCACCUUGAGGUGAUUUCGCACUAGAGUGGGAAGGAGGGGCGGGGAAGAAUCUGGAGAAAAUCCUCGACGCCCAGUGCUGCGAACUGGUGUCACAUACAGUGUCCCGAGACGAGAUCUGAACCUAGGGUCUUUUACUGCGUUAGUGAGAAACGAACAGGCCCCCAAAUAGUUACAUUGUAUGUCGUCAUCUGUAGGUAGGAAUGCCCGAUCACCAUGUGCACUUGGCUUCAGCGUCCACAGAGGCCCUUUCUCCCACAGCCUCCGGACAUGGGCAAUAAAAGUACGAAGGGAGUGCUUGCGCGCGCGGUUUGGCGACAUUUUAGUUCAGCGUCCAGGGUUGACACAGAGUCGAAAAGUGAGGGGGAAAGGGCAUUCGGGAAGGUGAUGGGCACGCGCUUUUCUCACAGAAAUCCACGAUAAUGCUUUUUACAGCACGUUCACGUGGGAUGCCGUUGUAUCUUUUUUCAGGGCUGGUCCACUCAUGGUAUGUUUCAGUUCUGUGGACUUAACACUCCCAGAUGAUGCUCUUGCAUUAGCAGUCUCUGGAUAAGUAUUCAUAGAAGACUGUUGAGUGCAGUCGCUCAGUGGUGGGAGUAUAUGGUAUGUGAAUCGAGUGUGAACAAACAGAGUUGAACACCUUGCGUGUCACGCCCACCCGGACCUGCGAACGGAUUACUGCGAGAACCCGAGAUGUGCAUAGCUCGGAUUUCACAGCUGCCGAUCCUGUUUCUGGUUAUGCUUGUGAAAGGAAGUGCAGGUGUUGAUGGCCCACUUUAUCUGCACAACUGUGGUGCUGUUUCCUAGGCAUUGCAUACAGUGAUAAUAUCGUCCUACCCACGUCAUCCAUCGCAACUUAGAACUGCGGUCACAGACAAAGAUUCAGAAACUCCAGGAGUUUUUUUUUUUUUUCUCCUGUAAGAGGAGUUCGAGGAGCAUCUCCAAAUAAUUAUCGAGGCUCUUCCGGAUAAAAUAAUCGGAGAAGCAAGGUGCCAGGCGACAACAUUGACAAACUCGUCUAUGACAGCGUUGACAGGAUGGGCAGAAGGGUGACCUCGGGUCAGGGGUCAUGAGCCACGCUCCGGCAAAGUGUCGGCGUUGCCAGCGGACUCGCAGCGGCGGUCGCAUGCGGCGCUUGACAGACAUAGUGCCGCACUCCUUCCAGGCGGCAAUACACCUGGCCACACUGCCGUUUCCUAUGGAACGCUUCGCACAGGGUUAUGAAGGGUUUGAAGAUCUUAGAAAAUUUAUCAAGCAUGGCAGUGAGUUCAGUAAAGACGUGGGAGCUAUUCUUCAUGAGAGGGCAGAGUUGGAGAGUACAUAUGCCAAAGGCUUAAACAAACUAGCAGCAAAGCUUUUAAAGGCUGUUACUGUCAGCACAGGGUCCUUAGCAGAUGGCUGGAAAGCUGUAGGUGUUGCUAUGGAGCAGGAAGCUGAGCUCCAUAAGUAA
This is a messenger RNA of Pomacea canaliculata, 3215 nucleotides long. Its product is annotated as nostrin-like. Lineage: Eukaryota; Metazoa; Mollusca; Gastropoda; Architaenioglossa; Ampullariidae. The transcript is spliced from 4 exons. The coding region runs from base 2835 to 3215 and encodes 126 amino acids. The record is from RefSeq and is a predicted model, not a curated record. Gene Ontology annotation, cellular component: plasma membrane; cytoplasm.